Molecule: messenger RNA, 1119 nt
Organism: Lottia gigantea (owl limpet)
Lineage: Eukaryota; Metazoa; Mollusca; Gastropoda; Lottiidae
Exons: 1
Coding region: 1-1119 (372 amino acids)
Cellular component (GO): membrane
Molecular function (GO): alpha-(1->3)-fucosyltransferase activity
Source: RefSeq, a predicted model, not a curated record
AUGUUUCCACUAUCUGUCAGCAAUUCUCUUACAUGUUUGGGUGGGAAAUGUCGAAAAGAAAAAAAAGAAUCAUUUAUUACUUAUUUUAAAGAAAAACAUGUUAGAAAUGUGCCCAAAAAGAGAAUUCUCGCUUGGACUGGAUUUUUUUCUGAUACAACAUGGGAAGACAUGCAUGAUAACCAUUUUCAAACUUGUAAAGUUAAAUCGUGCACAUUCACAAACGACAGAAAAUAUUUUGAUGAAAGUGAUGCCAUUUUAUUUCACUCUGGUGCUCUAUCUAAUGUGAUGUCUAGUCUAGAUCUUCCAUCAUACCGCCACUUCUUUCAAAGAUGGGUGAUACACAAUAUUGAGCCACCGCCCCGAACGCUGCUAGGAUAUGAGCAGUUAGCAGGAGUGUUCAACUGGACAGCUUGGUAUCGGCUGGAUUCUGAUAUUCCAGUAAAAUAUGGUGGACUUGUUGAAUUAAAUGACAACAAUGCACCAAAGAGUGUCAAUAUUUCAAAAAAUUAUGGAUUAACAAAUACACGAAUGGCAGCUUGGAUGUCGAGUAACUGCCAUGAUUACGUACGGAGACAAUUAUUUAUAAGGGAGAUGAAAGGUCAUUUGGGCACGGACAUGGAUUUAUAUGGGGCGUGUGGUACAAAACAAUGUCCGGAGACAAUUUGUCGCGAUUUUUUAGAAAAUUACAAAUUCUUUUUCACAAUAGAAAAUUCUAACUGCAAAGAUUAUAUUACUGAGAAAUUUUGGGAAGCGUUGCGGAGAAGACAAGUUCCAAUAGUGACAGGCUCAAAAGGUUAUGAAAAAGUAGCACCAUCUCAUUCAUAUAUCAAUGCUGAUGAUUUUCAAAGUUCUAAAUCCUUAAGCGAUUACUUACUUUAUCUGGCCAAAAAUGAAGCCAAAUAUAAUGAAUAUUUAUCGUGGACAAACAAAUAUGACAUUUACGGUGAAAUCGCUGGUAGGAGAAAAUUUUGGUGUGACUUAUGCGAAGCUCUACAUGACACUGACAGACCUAGUCAAGUGUACAGAGAUCUUAAUGGAUGGGUGCAAGAUGAUAUGCCAGAUUGUCCCCAGUUUACGGUAAGUUUUAUCUUUUCUGAAUUUUUAAAUGUUAUAACUUGA